GAUUGCAGUGGGCGGGAGUUACCGUUGCCGCCGGCCGGAUGGCGGCGGGGCCCGCGGAGCGGAGCUGCGGGCAGCGGGGAGAGCCGGGAUCAGCGGAGAUGGAGCCGCGGCCCCGGUCGCUCUUCUGCUCGUCGCAGAUGGAGGCCAGUCUGACGUGCGCCGUGUGCCUGUCCCUUUUCGAGGAGCCGGUGACGCUGCCGCUCUGCUCGCACAACUUCUGCCGGGGCUGCGUGUUAGAGUGUCUGGCCUCGGCGGAGGCCGCCCGGCUGCAGCAGCGGGGCCACGGGCAGGUCCGCGGGGCGCGGGGGGGACAAGGACAGGGAGCGGACGGCGACGACGCGGCGGGGGCCCGAGUGUCGUGCCCGCUGUGCAGGAAGCUCUGCCCGCUGCCUCGCGGCGGCGCGGCCGCUCUGCCCGUUAACACCACGCUGGCCGAGGUGGUCAGGCUGUACCGCUCGAACGCGGCCAGGGCCGGGGGAAGCUGUCAGAAACACCCGGGCCGGCUGCUGCAGCUGUACUGCCGGAUGUGCCGCCAGGCGGGGUGCGGGCAGUGCGUGUCUGAGGAGCACCAGGGCGUCUUUCACUCCAUCAACCUGAUCGACACGGUGUACCAGGAGGAGCAGUUGAACUUCUUCAGCAGUCUAAAAGAAAUGAGAAUAAUAAAUGAGAAGCUGAUGAAUGAGAUCUCCAGUCCUGCAGAUGAUACUGAUACGGUGCUGAACAAUGAAGCAGAGAUCAUUGCGCUGGCGUUUGGAGAAAUUUCCAAGACUCUGGAAAUGAAGAAACAGCAGUUGACAGAAGAUCUUGAAAAUCAAAGGCGUAAAAAGGAGAAAGAGUUUCAGAUUUGGAAGAAAAUGAAAGAAACUCACAAGAAAACCAUUGAGAAUCUUUUGAACGACUGUGAGAAGCUAGUUCAUGAAUGUGAUCCUCAGCAAUUCCUGGAGGUGGCCUGUGGCUUGAACACAAGAAUGAAAACUCAGCUUGACCUGAUGAAUAUAGCAUCCAGCUAUAAAAAGCCGCCAGAGAACGCUCAGAAGAAAAUGGAUAUCAAACCUGUGGUUAAUGAAAUCUUGGCUUUGAAGUUAGUGCCACUUAAUGUGGACACAGCUAAAGACCUGCCUGCUGGAGGAAAUGACAACUCAACAGAAAAUAUCAUAAACCAGUGGCAGGACCAGAAGAAUACACCCAACUUAUUUCUUCCAGUAGCAGGACACGAGGAAGCACUGACAGACAGCGGUAGGAUCUGUACUCGCCUCAUGUCAAUAUCAGAAAUGCCAGUGUUUCAAAACUUGAGUCACGAGGAGCUGCGUUACAAAUACUACAUGGAACAUCAGAAUCUUAAUAAGCUCAAGAUACAAACAUUACCUGCAAGUAAAAAGUAUGAGUUUGUGGCUGCUGAGGCUUUGAAGAAAAUGGUACUGACAAAACCAAGAAAGAAAAAAUGAAGUCUCUUGGCAAAACACCUCUAAAUCUAGGAAAUUCUGCGUAUCCAGCGUGUGCAGAGCCUGCUUCUAGACUCAGUCAUCGAAAAUGUGAAGGCUCUUCUUUUUGUAU
Messenger RNA from Lagopus muta (rock ptarmigan), 1554 nucleotides. Its product is annotated as tripartite motif-containing protein 59-like. NCBI's taxonomy places the organism in Eukaryota, Metazoa, Chordata, Aves, Galliformes, Phasianidae. The coding region runs from base 39 to 1445 and encodes 468 amino acids. The transcript is spliced from 9 exons. Gene Ontology annotation, molecular function: zinc ion binding. The record is from RefSeq and is a predicted model, not a curated record.